UUGAAUAAUGAGCUUCAAAAGUUACGAAAUAUUCUUGUAGCUACUGCAGUCAGGUAGCAUUGCCGAUUGUAUCUACUUUGAACUAAUUUUGACCAAUCAAUCGGAACAUCUGAAGAGAGGAUUGUUUAGUAAUUUUCAAGUGCAUCGAGACUCGAAAAGGAAAAAGAAAAAAAAAAAGAUUUAUUCUGUUUUUAAAAGUUACUUAAUUGUUGCUAUUUCAUACAAAAAUACCAAUUCGCUUUUAAAAACUGCUUUUCCUAUAUCCUGCGUUGCUUAAGCUGCCUCAAACAGCUCGGCAAAUGUCACUAUUUACUCUCCCUAGUGGGUUGAUCUUUCAAAAACAAACCAAUUUGCAAUUCUGAAAUACUCUACGAGUCUUUAUUUUUCUCUCAAGAUUCACACUAGCAUAAAACUAUUUUCCUUAAUUACAAUUCACUCCAUCUCUCGCCCCGCCUUCUUUCUCUCUCCCCUCUCUCAUACACAUUAUUUCUUUCUCUCUGUCUCUCUCUCUCUCUCAGCUCUCCAAUUCACCCGCACUUCUUAAAACUGCUAUUCCGAGAGAUAACUUAUUUCUUUAUGAAUCCAGAAGCUGCUGCUUCAGCAAAUCAAAACUAAAUGCAACAUGACGUUUAUUUGUUAUAUCUGGAAGGACAUCAACGAAGAAAAAGAUUUCUGUUAGUUUAAAUAAUUUUAACGCAGUAGUCAAUUGGAUGACAGGGUUAACUAUUCUAGAAGCUUAUAUUUCCACUUGUUCUGUUAAUCUCUAACAACUCGGAAUGUCGGCAAUAGUUUUUCUAUCAUCGUUACUGGCAAUUCCCACUUCUUAUUGCCUAAACAAUAUUUUCACAGUGCGACAACCUUUGUUAAUACUUUUCUGCGGUAUAUUCGUCCUUUCUGUUAUCAUUGGCAUUCCAUAUCUCUAUAUACGAAACCGGCGAAAUGUUACAGAUCGUUUCUUUUAUGUCUUGGGAAUAUUUACAUUCAGCUCUGUAAUUGAUUUGAUCAUUGCUUUAGAAAACGAUGGCGUUAUUGACGACUUCAUGGAAUUCUACUUAAGAGAAGGAGAACCCUACUUGAGAACCUCUCACGGCACAAUGAUAUGUUAUUGGGAUGGCAUUGCACAUUAUGCCAUGUACCUGGUUAUGUUAACAGCACAAUCAUGGAAUCAGAAUUAUCGAGAAGUUGGUCUGUAUUGGGUCGGUUCUAUUGUUCAUAGUAUGUUCAUCCUGCUUCCUGGAGGUGUUAUUGGUAAAUAUCCCAUAAAGUGGGUAAUCUUCUUGAAUGUUCCAUACUUGGUUAUUCCAAUUUGGGUCGGUGUCAAUCUGCUUCAGGACCGACCACGUGUUCAAGUACUUAACACAGAUGGCAAUCAAUCUUCAAAAUGGGCAUUUCUUAAAAAAGAUCCCAAAGCUAUCCUUUUUCUCAUCUAUUUCUUGGGUGCAAGUUUUGUUGCAGUUUUACGUGCUUUUGCUGUCCUUGGUGGAGACCACAUUUUCAAGUCCUACUUGAUUAAUAUGGAACCUUAUUUGAUGGACCCUUCAGCUUUCCCUAAAAUGCAAAUGUUGGUUUAUCUGUUCUACUUUUUGCCAUAUUAUAUAUCCAUGAUAGUCUUCCUUCUAUCGACACAAACAUCUUUAAUUAGUUGGGUCAUAGAUUUCUCGUUCAUCCAUGCCGGCGCUGCAGCUCAAGCCCAAUUCUCUCACAUUGGAUCCUCUCUGCAUUACCGAACGCCUUACAGUCUGCGAGUACCACAGAAGACAUCUUACUGGUUUACCUUCUGGGGUAUUAAUCUCUCAUUGCUUAUGGUACCACAACUGUUUAUGCUUUACUGCCAAUCCAAAGUCGUGCCAAUCGUGGAAGAAGAAGGCCCUGAUAUAAAAAGAUCAAUGGCCACGAUGAACAGUCAAGAAUCGCUGGACGCUAUUGACCGACUUGUUGAGAAUGCAACCAGAAACAGAAAAAUUGCUUUACAACCUAAGUGAUGUUAAAAGUAAAGGUUUUUGCUAUCUUAAGACAUUCCAUUUUCAGCACAAUUUCAAUGACA
This is a messenger RNA of Octopus bimaculoides (California two-spot octopus), 2044 nucleotides long. RefSeq names its product transmembrane 6 superfamily member 1. The record is from RefSeq and is a predicted model, not a curated record. NCBI's taxonomy places the organism in Eukaryota, Metazoa, Mollusca, Cephalopoda, Octopoda, Octopodidae.